CACUUCUCAGAAAAUGCCACACCUCCUAUUCUCUUUAAUCGAGGAACCCAUCUAUUCAUCUUCCUUCAUGCAGAUCCAACUCCUGCAGACAACCCUUUUUUCCCUCAUUCAAGCUAGAUCUCUGAGCCAAUGCCCUCUCAAGAACCGAUAAAAAAGGACCAUGCUUUUCUCCAUCUAAGGCAUUUUGGUUCAGUUAUCUUUCACUUUACCCUUUUGGGUUUUCUUCUCUUCAACUUCUUUCUCUUCUUCACUUACUCUCAAUCUUGUUCCUGAAAGCUGAAGAAUUCUGGGUAAUUCGGAGUUUGCUGAAACUUGCUUUACUGCCACCAUGUUCAAACAAAUUCUAAGCAAACUCCCGCGAAAGUCAUCAAAAUCUACCUCAUUUGAUUCAACUGGGCUUGAUUCUGGCAACCAAACUUCUAACUCAGGCAAUGGAGUCCAGUGUACAAAUGUUGGGAACAGUCUUUCAAGUCGAUUAAGUGUUGUUAAACGGGUUUCAUCAGCUGUUUUUCCUGCCAGCAUUAUGGGUGGAGUGGAAGCAGUGGAACCCCAUUUAUCCUUCAAAGAUGUUUCAAAUCUGCAAAAGCAGGGCCUGUUUGUCAGUAAAUUGAAUCUUUGCUGUGAGGUUUCUGAUUUCUGUGAUCCAGCUAAAGAUGUUGCUGAGCAAGAUCUUAAACGCCAAACAUUGAUAGAACUUGUUGAUUUUGUUUCUUCUGGAUGUGCAAAGUUCAAUGAACAAUCAAUGUCUGCAAUGUGUAAAAUGUGUGCAAUCAACCUGUUCAGAGUUUUCCCACCAAAGUAUCGGUCCAAUGGCACCAUUGGUGAAGCAGACGAUGAAGAACCAAUGUUUGACCCUGCUUGGUCAAAUUUGCAAAUUGUGUAUGAUCUACUUGUUCGGUUUAUCAGUUAUAGCUCCCUUGAUGCGAAAGUGGCAAAAAAGUAUGUGGAUCACUCUUUUAUUUUGAGAUUAUUGGACCUCUUUGAUUCUGAGGACCCACGAGAAAGGGACUGUUUGAAAACAAUUCUGCAUAGGAUUUAUGGGAAAUUCAUGGUACACCGGCCUUUUAUCCGGAAAGCUGUUACAAAUAUUAUCUAUCGGUUUGUCUUUGAAACUGAAAAACAUAAUGGCAUUGCGGAGCUGUUGGAGAUUUUUGGCAGUAUUAUUAGUGGGUUUGCUUUGCCAUUGAAGGAGGAGCACAAGAUGUUUUUGUGGAGAGCCCUUAUUCCUCUGCACAAACCAAAAUCAUUGGGUGUUUAUCAUCAACAAUUGACAUAUUGUGUUGUGCAGUUUAUAGAUAAGGAUCCAAAAUUGGCUAAUAAUGUGAUUAAGGGACUCUUGAAGUACUGGCCGGUAACUAAUAGCCAGAAGGAGUUGAUGUUCAUAAGUGAGCUAGAAGAGAUUUUGGAGAUGAUAAACAUGGCCGAGUUCCAAAAGAUAAUGGUCCCUUUGUUUCGGCGAAUAGGAUAUUGCCUCAAUAGCUCACAUUACCAGGUAGCAGAACGAGCCCAUUUGCUGUGGAACAAUGAGCACAUCCUUCAACUUAUCACACAGAAUAAACAGGUGAUUUUGCCUCUUAUCUUCUCAGCCCUCGAACGGAACACGCAGACUCAUUGGAACCAAGCAGUUCUCAACCUGACACAAAACAUUAGAAAGAUGCUUUGUGAGAUGGAUGAGGAGCUUGUGGUUGCCUGCCAGCAGAAGUUGGAGGAGGAAAAGUCCUUGUUGAUUGAGGCAGAAGAAAGGCGUAAAUUGAGAUGGGAACGACUGGAAUCUGCUGCUCGGUCCCAAUCAAUGGCAGGUAAUGCUAGUAUCAUGCCUCCAUUAGAACUACCCACGUGCCCAGUUGCCUGUUGAUUGCAUAACAGUGGUUAGAAAAGAAAAAGAAGCAUGGAUUGCAGCGUUCAAAAUGGUUUCCUAAUCUAGCCAUGUUUGUGAUGCAGUAGGGUCUGUAUCUAUAGCUAAAAUUGUCUGUAUUGUAGUAUUGAUGAUCAUGUUACUGCCUUGAAGAUUUUACUCAACACUAGGUCGUUGGGUUGGUUACCAGAGCCCAUAUGCUUUGAAUUAUAUAUAUAUACCUCUUGUAUUUUCAUCCAAGGGUUAUUCUUUCCUCCCUUUAUCAUUUCUUUACAUUCUUAUGGUAUAUACAUUCUGCACUUGAUAUGAGCAAUGGCUGCAAUGCAACCUUUUAUUUUGGAACAAAAUGCCUUUUUUUUC
Molecule: messenger RNA, 2215 nt
Organism: Rubroshorea leprosula
Lineage: Eukaryota; Viridiplantae; Streptophyta; Magnoliopsida; Malvales; Dipterocarpaceae
Source: the annotation of a GenBank genome assembly